This is a messenger RNA of Rhinocladiella mackenziei CBS 650.93, 957 nucleotides long. Its product is annotated as thioredoxin. The transcript is spliced from 2 exons. The record is from RefSeq and is a predicted model, not a curated record. Bases 1 to 957 code for a protein of 318 amino acids. NCBI's taxonomy places the organism in Eukaryota, Fungi, Ascomycota, Eurotiomycetes, Chaetothyriales, Herpotrichiellaceae.
AUGUCCAAAACAGUCCAUAUCGAGUCUACCUCACAAUUUUCUGCUUUGCUAUCUUCUUCUGCUAUUGUCGUCGCCGAUUUCUACGCCGACUGGUGUGGGCCGUGUCGCCAGAUCGCCCCCAUCUACGAACAACUGUCUGCGCAAUUGUCCCGCCCGAAUAAAAUCACUUUCGCAAAGAUCAAUACAGAUCAACAGCAAGAUCUUGCCAGGUCAUACGGAGUCAAGGCGAUGCCCACGUUUAUGAUUUUCAAGAAUGCUCAACAGGUGGAAUUCAUCGAAGGGGCAGACCCGAGAAAACUGUCAAAUGUGGUCAAACAGUUGGCAAACGAGGCGAACAAGAUGGAAGCGGGUGAAGUUGGUGGAGUUCCUUCUAGUGGGACAUGGCUUGGUGCAGAGCUUCCACGCGGAUAUAGCAAUGUUACGUCUCAGGUCGACGUCCUGGGUAUGGAGCUGUUGAAUUGGGAUUCUUCGCACGGCAGUGCCAGAACCUUGAUCAGUGGUGACAAGCCCAAAGGUCAAGCGGAUGCCCAAGCUGAUUGGGUCGAAAGCGAUACGGAUGAACAACUCAUGUUCUAUAUUCCUUUCCAGUCCAUCCUGAAAAUCCACUCGGUACAGCUUACCUCCUUGCCGGACACCACGGACGAUGACGAAUCCCCCAGUCGACCUAAGUUGAUCAAAUUCUACACGAAUCGGCCUCGCAUUCUAGGUUUUGACGAGGCCGAGGAUACACAAGCAACGCAAGAGGUGACAUUGUCAGAGAAAGAUUGGGACCCAAAAACUGGAACGGCCAAGAUCGAUCUACGCAUUGUCAAAUUCCAGAACGUGACUAGCUUGGUGUUGUUUGUUGUAGAGAGCGAGGGAGAUAAUGAGAAGGUCAGAAUUGAUCGGGUGCGAAUCAUAGGAGAGACGGGCGAAAAGAGGGAUGCCACGAUUGAGAAGAUUGAAUCUGAUGACUAA